AUGGUCUGUGGCUCUUUCACCCUGCAGAAGGAGUCUUUGAGUUGGGAUUGCUCAGAAAUAGAUGUCGAUGGAGGACUUGAUCAAGACAUCUUUGACAUCAAUGAAGCUUUAGGACUAGACCUUUUUGAGGGAGACAUCAAACUUGGCAGGAUGCAGGAAAGAAACUCCAUUGUUGGUGACAACUAUCGGUGGCCCCGUGUUAUCCCCUACGUCCUUGAGGAUAGCCUGGAGAUGAAUGCUAAGGGACUCAUCCUCAAGGCAUUUGAACAGUAUCGACUGAAAACCUGCAUUGACUUCAAACCUUGGGCAGGGGAGAAGAAUUACAUCUCUGUCUUCAAAGGAAGUGGCUGCUGGUCCUCGGUGGGAAACCUCCAAGAGGGUUUGCAGCAGCUCUCCAUUGGAGCCAACUGUGACAAGAUUGGGACAAUCCAGCACGAGUUCCUGCAUGCUCUGGGGUUCUGGCACGAGCAGUCACGGUCUGACCGGGAUGACUACGUGUCCAUUGUCUGGGACAGGAUUCAGACUGGUAAAGAUAGUAAUUUCAUAAAAUACAAUGAUACAACAUCAGACUUCCUGAACGUUCCCUACGACUACACCUCUGUGCUGCACUACAGCCAGAAUGCAUUCAAGAAUGGGACUGAACCCACCAUCAUCACUAACAUCCCAGACUUCAUGGAUGUGAUAGGACAGAGGAUGGACUUCAGUGAUUCCGAUCUCCGGAAGCUGAACCAGCUCUACAAUUGCUCCUCCUCCCUGAGUUUCAUGGACACGUGCAGUUUUGAACUUGAAAAUAUAUGUGGCAUGAUCCAAAGUUCAGAUGAUAGCAGCGAUUGGCAGCGUUUGUCUGGGGUUCCUGCUGGGCCAAACACUGAUCACACUAACAUGGGAGAAUGUGAAGAUUCUGGUUACUUCAUGCAUUUUAACACCAGUGCUGGAGCAGAGGGAAGCACAGCUCUCCUGGAGAGCCGCAUUCUCUAUCCCAAAAGGGGCUUCCAGUGCCUCCAGUUCUAUUUCUAUACCAGUGGUGAUGAAAGCGACCGGCUGCUUGUCUGGGUCAGGGAGUAUUCCUCAGCCCAGCCAAAUGGUACUUUGAGGCUCAUGGAAGAGAUAAAAGGUUCACCUGCAGCUUACUGGCAGCUCCAUCACGUUUCCUUGGACGUCACAAGUAAAUUCCGGGUCGUGUUCCAAGGUGUGAGGGGAAGUGGCUUGUCAAGUGGAGGCCUCUCUAUUGAUGACAUCAACUUGUCAGAGACUCAGUGUCCCCACCACGUCUGGCAUAUCAGAAACUUCACACACCUCCUCAACACAAGUCCAGCAGGCACAGCAGGAAGAAUAUACAGCCCACCUUUUUACUCCAGCAAAGGAUAUGCUUUUCAGGUCAGCUUGUAUGUGAAUGGUACCAGCAAUAACCCUUUCAAUUUAGGAAUUUACUUGUCCUUGAUUUCUGGAGCAAAUGAUGCUCAGCUGCAAUGGCCCUGUGCAUGGCAACAAGCUACCAUGGUUCUGCUCGACCAGCAUCCUGAUAUUCGCCAACGGAUGUCCAACCAAAGGAGCAUAACAACAGACCCCCUGCAGUUAUCAGGUUCCUCAUCAAAUUAUCUUUGGGAUAGGCCAGACAAAGUGGGGUCCAUAGCAACUUUUCCCAAUGGAACUAAAUUCAUGAGAGGCCCAGGAAGUGGAACAAAUGCAUUUUUAACUCAUCAGAGACUUAGAAGCCGUGACUUUAUUAAAGAAGACAGUAUUUAUAUUCUCUUAACAAUGGAAGAUAUAUCACAUCUACUACCAGCUCAGCCGAGUGUUUCCCCCACCUUUGAUACAAAUACAACAAGUGCCAACACCAUCAAACCAACCUCUACGGCCGUGCCCAGCACUAAGCCCACCACCAACACCAACCCAACCACCACCACCAACAACCCCCCCCCCCCCAACAACAACCCAACCCCCACCAACACCAACCCUACCACCACCACCAACCCAACCACCACCACCACAGCCCCCGUCACCCCGACCAGGGAGCCAGAAGAGCAGGUCCCAGAGAUGUGUCCAGACAACCCUUGUGAAAAUGAUGGUGUCUGCAUCCUUGUAGACAGAGCACCCGUGUGCAGAUGUCCAGCAGGUGACAACUGGUGGUACAUGGGAGAAAAAUGUGAAAGAAAAGGCUCGACUCAUGAAAAUACUGUAAUAGCUGUUUCUUCCACCAUAGCUGUGUUUGCUGUAAUGCUCAUUGUCACCAUCACAACUGCUGUGUGUCUGAAAAAGAAAUACAGCCAAGCAAAGAAAAAUGGGGAGAGCCUGGCUCUGGAAGAA
Merops nubicus (carmine bee-eater) is the source of this 2307-nucleotide messenger RNA. RefSeq names its product meprin A, beta (gene MEP1B). The transcript has 13 exons. The record is from RefSeq and is a predicted model, not a curated record. Lineage: Eukaryota; Metazoa; Chordata; Aves; Coraciiformes; Meropidae. Gene Ontology annotation, biological process: proteolysis. Gene Ontology annotation, cellular component: membrane. Gene Ontology annotation, molecular function: zinc ion binding; metalloendopeptidase activity; protein binding. The annotation marks the transcript as partial.